Molecule: messenger RNA, 1513 nt
Organism: Ectocarpus siliculosus
Lineage: Eukaryota; Phaeophyceae; Ectocarpales; Ectocarpaceae
Source: the annotation of a GenBank genome assembly
AUGCCUACUUUGGAAGGAGCGGAACACUGCAUCGACAGCAACGGCUUCUUUCAGCUAGAGGAGCAACCGAAGAAGGUAGCAGUGAUUGGCGCGGGGUACAUCGCUGUGGAGCUUGCUGGGGUAUUCCAGUCAUUGGGGACGGACACCACGCUUCUGGUUCGACGUGACAGGCCCCUCCGCUCAUUUGACUCUCUGAUGGUAGACACUCUGAUGUCAGAAAUGGGCAAGUCGGGAUUGACGGUCAGACCUCACACCACGACGAAGAGCGUGACGAAAGAGGCUGACGGCACGCUAACGCUUACUCUGGAGGACGGAGAAAGCCUGGGAGGCUUUGACCAGGUCCUUGUAGCAGCCGGUCGCGAACCAAUCCUGGACAAGCUUGGGUUGGAUAGCGCAGGGGUGAAGACCGACCGAGGGCACAUCACGGUGGAUGAAUUCCAGAACACGAACGUGGAAGGGGUUUACGCCGUGGGGGAUGCAUGCGACAAGAUGGUGGACUUGACACCUAUGGCGAUCGCGGCAGGGCGACGGCUGUCUGACCGUCUCUUUGGUGGUGUCGACGGCGCUAAGGCGGACUACAACAACGUCCCGACGGUGGUUUUCUCGCACCCGCCAAUCGGUACGAUAGGCUUGACAGAAGAGCAAGCUAUCAAGGAGCACGGAGAGGACAAGAUCAAGAUCUAUACUAGCACGUUCGUGAACCUGAUGUACGGCCCGUGGAAGAUCGACCCAAGCGAAAAGAAAAAAUCUGCCAUGAAAAUGAUUUGUCUCGGAGAGGAGCAAAAGGUGAUAGGCCUCCACGUCAUAGGCGAGGGCGCAGAUGAGAUGAUGCAGGGUUUCGGGGUGGCGAUGAAGCUAGGAGCGACCAAGGCCGACUUCGACUCCUGUGUGGCCAUUCAUCCUACGGCCAGCGAAGAGUUUGUUACCCUUCCUCCGUGGGGAUUGGACAACGGGAAGAGAAGUCAAUUGUAGACUGGAUGGUCCCCGACCGUUGUUUCGUGUCGAACGUUGAUACAGUGGGCACGCCGCCAAGAUUAUUUGGCAAACAUGUCUUGAACGGUAACGCCUGCAAGCCAGCAAUAGAGAUGUAUCUGCCCUUGCUGGGUGUCGUGAAGACAAGCGUUUUGUUUACAUGCAAUCCUUUUUGAUCCUUUCGUUCCGCCACGAAGCAAACCGCGUCAUGCGCCAUGCUCCCCUUUCCGUCCAUUUCGCCGGGAUUUUCGGUUCAGUCCGAUACCAUGGUACGCUUGACUAUGCCCUGCAGUGAACGAGAGAGGAACAACAGGGCAAUAAUUCAAAGUUGAACUUCUGUGUGACCAGCGGCGAUAUUUACGUGCGUUGGUACAAAAGUCCAGCAAGCCUACCUUGUGACUUGUGUCAGGCUGGAAAGUGAGAACGAACUACACACCCCAUUUUUGUCCAAGACACGUCGAAGCUGAUGCUGAAUACCAUGUUUGCGUAGGUUACGUUUUGAAGCUCGGUAAAAGUGAACGACCCAAUAUGACUCCCUCAC